This is a messenger RNA of Cinclus cinclus, 4782 nucleotides long. It is a transcript of the gene ADAT1, whose product is annotated as adenosine deaminase tRNA specific 1. NCBI's taxonomy places the organism in Eukaryota, Metazoa, Chordata, Aves, Passeriformes, Cinclidae. The transcript has 10 exons. Gene Ontology annotation, molecular function: adenosine deaminase activity; RNA binding. Gene Ontology annotation, biological process: RNA processing. The coding region runs from base 116 to 1621 and encodes 501 amino acids. The record is from RefSeq and is a predicted model, not a curated record.
GCGAGCGCCGCGGCCCCGGAGGUUCCGCGGCCUGGAGGUUCGGUUGCCGCCGCCUGUCCUGGCGAGGAGCAGCGGCGCCGGUGUCCCGGCGGAACCUGCACUUGAAUCGAGAGCCAUGUGGUCCGCUGAUGAAAUCGCUGGAUUAUGUUACCUUCAUUAUAGGACCAGACUUCCUAAGCAGGGGAAACCAGAUCCAAACAGGGAAUGGACUUCCCUGGCAGCUGUUGUCAAAGUGGAGUCUGGAACCCAAAGCGAGGCUCUUGAUAGUCCAGGAAACUUGCAGGUAACUAAGGAAGUUGUUGCUAUGGGAACUGGAACAAAAUGUAUUGGCCAAAACAAAAUGCGAAAAACUGGAGACAUUCUGAAUGACAGCCAUGCUGAAGUUGUGGCCAAGAGGAGCUUCCAGAGGUAUCUUCUCCAUCAGUUGUGGCUUGCAGCUUCCCAUCAGCAAUGUAUCUUUAGUCUGGGAACUGAAACUGGGAAAUGGAAACUUAAACCAAAUAUCAUAUUUAUUUUUUUCUCCAGUCAUACCCCAUGUGGAGAUGCUUCUAUUUUUCCAAUCAGCGAACCAGAGAACCAGCUUUCUAAGCCAGUGACUGGAGGUCAUGCAGCUGGACAAUCAGCAGAAUGUAGAAGUAACCAUAAUCACUUGUGUCCAGAAGAUAAAAGGAAAUCAGAGAAGAUGGCAAGUAAUCAUAUAAUCAAGAGAAUGAAAACUGAUGAUGGUGCUUGUUUUUCCACAAUCACUGAAGACCUGGCUGUUCAGGAUGAAUCUGUGAAACGAGAAGACAACACAAAUCAAAAGAGCUGUGAAUGUUCUGCAGAGAUGCAAACAGCUAAUAAGCAUACUGGCUUAGUGAGUCCAAAGGUAGUAGAUAUUCAUAGAACUGGAGCAAAAUGUGUGCCUGGAGAGCUGGAUGAUGCCCGAAUACCUGGGCUGGGGUACCACUGUGUGGGAUUAUUACGAGUGAAGCCAGGUCGAGGAGACAGAACAUGCUCUAUGUCCUGCAGUGAUAAACUGGCUCGCUGGAAUGUGUUAGGGUGUCAAGGAGCUCUUCUGAUGCAUUUUCUGCAGUAUCCGGUGUAUCUGUCAGCAGUUAUAGUGGGGAAGUGUCCAUAUAGCCAAGAAGCCAUGCGGAGAGCAGUUAUUGAAAGAUGUCAACACAUCUCAUCUUUACCAGGUGGUUUUCUCACUCAGGAAGUCAAGCUGCUGCAAUCAGAACUUCAAUUUGAACAUAGCCGUCAGGCAGUUCAGGGAGUUCAAACUAACAGCAAAACAAAACUUGUUCCUUGUAGUGCAGCUAUCAGUUGGAGUGCAGUCCCUGAGCAACCUCUGGAUGUCACCUCAGAUGGCUUCCGCCAGGGAACAACAAAGAAGGGGAUUGGGAGCCAUCAGAGUAGAUCCAAAAUCUGUAAAGUGGAGCUCUUCCAUAAAUUCCAAAAGCUGGUGACAAGUAUUUCACAAGAGGAUCUACCAGACACUCUACGGAUGAAGACUCUAAAAACCUACUGGGACUACAAGGAAGCUGCAUUAAAUUAUCAGGAAGCCUGGAAAGUGCUGCGUAGCAAAGCUCUGCUGGGUUGGGUCAAGAAUGCCAAGGAGUACCUGCACUUCACAUGACAUUCCAUGGGAUUAUGUGAAUCCAGGAAUAAGCUCUGGUCCACAGCAGAUACCUCUGCAGUUCAAGGGCCAGAAAAAGAUGCCCUCCUGUUUAUGUGCUGUAAAGAGACAGGACUGAAAAGGAAAGUAAUUUACAGAAUACUUCUAUUUCUACUGAGUUGAAGCCCCCUUUUUAUUGAAAUAUAGAUAAGGAUAAUUUCUGACUUAAAAUUCUGAGCUGCAUGAAGCAAUACAUCUACAAAAGAAAGGAAGCAGUGAUGUGCUAUCCUAGUAACUGAGGAUAAUUUCAACUGAAAUUGAAGCAGUACUAUGGAAAAUUUUAGUGCUGCUCUUUUCUUCCACUUCUCAUAAUUUUGUGAUUGUUGUUGUGUUGCUGGGACAACCCUCAUGUAUAGUAAGCAAUACUUUCAUAACUCUGAGUUCUUCUUGUCUGGUGCCUGGAAGAAUUCUCUGUGUCUUCCAACCCCUUUGCUUCUAACUGGAAAAAAACAGUUCUGUAAAGUGUCAUCUUUUCCUGGGAAUACUUCAUAUAUGCUGCUAUUUACUAAACAUAGCCACAAAUACCACCACAGCAGAAGCAAAAGCACUGGGGGGAGUAUAUGUCAAAUAAUACCACUUAUGAUAUCUUGUGCAUCUCAAUUUCAGGACUUUGCCAGAUAACCUUUCAACUGCUUUGCUUCUGUAGGCAGGAAAGAAAACUCCUGAAUUACUUGGUUCAAGUUGGCCGAUCUUGUGUAAUUACAGGUAAACAUUUACCUAUUUUUUCAGUGUUUCGAGCACUGUGUCCAUCUUCACGCCCCUCUGUGGGACAUGAGCAAUUAAAAGCAGAAAUGCCUCAGCCUCAGUUUAUGUCACUGUUCCUUGUGUUCAUUAAUAGCCUGGCAAAAGUGGAGAUGCUUUGGGGAGUAUUGAAAGUAGUCUCUGGCAUGUCUCUUCUAGUCUCUUGUCAUUAUGCUUUAUUGACAGCUAACAUCUGCAUGGCAAGACAGUCAACAUUUUGAGCAGUUGUGGGGGAAGCAGUGUGUAACCCUCCUUAAGCCUUCUGUCCCAGUUACUGCAUUUUGUGAGCAAUUUCAGGACUAUGAGCACGUUCCCCUUUUGUUUUUUUCUGUUGUAAACCACAAUUCAUAAAAUAUUUGGACAAAGCAAUGGAUGGAAGGAUGGAAGGCAGGAUGGAAGAAGUGGAUAAUUUAGAACUUGAAAAUUCUUUAGUGAUUUGAAUUUUUUUUUGUUCUUUGGUAUGCUAUAAUUUUGGAUCUGAAAAAUGGGCACCACAGUUCUCCAAACAGCCUUUGCUGUCAACUGACUGAGCUACAUAUGGGACCAAACAGUACACAUAACAUUACAGUCUGAGAAUUGAUAGCAGAAAAUCCUUUUUACUUUGCAUUUAGGUUGACUUGUCAAGUAAGAAUAGUUCUCCUGUUGAAAAAAAAAAAAAAACUUGAAUUGUGUGCAUGUAUGCCCAUUCGCUCAAAUCCAGCACUAACAUGCAGAAAGACCAGUUGUACUGGUGAGGGGGAAGUAAGUUUGUGUUUGUAGAGGGCAAGGGAUUAUGGAGAUUAGGGACUUGCAGUAGUCAUCAGAGGAAAAAAAAAUUGGCCAGACGCCAUUGUACAUGGGCCACAGGGUAAACUGCUGAAGAUAAAAGGUAGUUGUUCCUGUAAUUGAGCAAGUAGCAUUCCAAAGGCAGAGUUCUAUAGUGUACCUAAAGAGCUCUCAGUAGAUUUCCAGGUUCCUGAAAUUUACCUUUGUUCUUCACUGAAAUCUUGCAGAACCUAUUAACUUACCAUACAUAAUUUCUCAUAGUUAAUCAACAAUGUCUGCAGUGAACCUGCUGACCAGACUGGAAUGUUCCCAUUUCCUAUCCAGCUGCAGUAUUAAAAUGGAUUACAUAAGACUAAUUCUGUAGUCUUGCAUCAGUUUUCAGAUAAGCAGUUAUAUGGUUUAAACUCUUUUAACUCUUUUCUAAAGUUUGAGCCUGGCUGCCAGCAUUGUUUCUUCUAAGAUUUUUUUGGUGCAUUUCUAAAAUAUUUGUGAACAUUAGACUGCUGCUUUUCUGUUACUUGUCAGGUUUAAAAGUAGUUUUUGAGGUGCUGAACACUGAUGCUAACCUCACUUUUUGGAUGGAGUUGAGGACAUAUUUAAGCCUCAAGCAAGUCAGUGAAUAUGUGAAGAGAGGGAAGGAGCUGAAACAGACCAGCAUUUAAAAGGCUGAGGUGCUAAGGCUGUGGGAUCUCAUCCUCAACUGAUGGCAUUUCUGUGAUGGAAAAUCAGUGUCUAAGGGCUGCACCUGUUUCAUUCCAAAAUGUCAGGAAAUGCUGUUGGCAGUACCAUGAAACUGCUCUAAAAAUCAGAUGGGAAAAAUGCAGCUAGGAAAGAACAGUCUGCUUUUGUAAAAGGUAGGAAACUAAACUUGGAUCAUUGUCAGCAGGUUUUUGGAAGAAUUGCUCCUGGAAAGUAACAGCUGACAUGUUCCAAGUCUGUAUUAAUUCCUUUGCCCUGAGAUAGCUGACACCCCGAAAAACAAAGAUAGGCCAGGCAUGGUGAGGACAGUACAAUGCAGAGACUGCCACAGGAGAGCAGAGUUAGCAGGGAGGGAAGUAGAAGGAAUGAAGUGCCCACAAUGCAUGUUUAAUGAGGACAAGCAAGUAAUUGGCAGUGGGAGCAGCAGAGCAUAGGAGAACAAGGUUUCCACCAUAUGUGUAAAAUGACCACAUCUCUAUUACCCAAAUAGGUCCUUGCCUGUCUCAAACUUGUUUUAUAGCUCUGAAGCUAUUGGUUUUGAAACUUACAAAGAACUUGUUUCUUCCUGGUAUCAUCAGCCACACACUGAAGUCUGCGAAGCUGUACUUGUAUUAUGUAAUGAACUUGUCUAAUAAGUAACAGAAGCAGCUAUGUAGCAUCUAGUAAAUGUGAUGAGUAACUUUCUGGUGAAAAUGGAGGUAAAGAAAUGACAGCACUGCCUGUUUGUGACAGGAUUUUUUAUUGUACUUGUUUGUUAAUUGAGAAAGAGAAAUGUACUAGCUCAAUUCAACACGAUCAGCAUCUUGCUCCUGGCUUUGGAUAAACUAUCAGAUCCAGUGUUUCCAAUACUAACUUACUAUUUUUAUUUUUCUUUAACUGACAUCUCAAAACAGAAUAAAUGUGUGUUCUCCUCCUGU